GCCGUAUGCAGGGAAGUUUAUCUCGCUCGUCGGAAAAAACCAGACAGUUGGCUCACCACAAUAAUGGAGAUCCUGGCUGUAGUACUUGUAGCAUGCUUCAUCUACUACUCCUACUACUACAUGGACAACCUGCAGUUUCACGUCACGCACGCCUACGCCCACAUGGGCCAAGCUCAUGCCGCACACAUGGUGGGUCAAAGGUUACUCUGGGGCGAAGGAACCAAGCAGGAUGAGGACAAGGCUAUGCAAUGGUUCAGGGUUGCAGCUGACAAGGGUCAUCCCCAUGCAUCUCAUAACCUGGCCAUAGGUCAUCUCCAUGGUUACAAUACAGAUGUCAAGGACAAAGAGGAAGCAAGAACUCUUUUGGAAUUCGCCAGGGACAAUGGAGUUCAUGAAGCCCAUGAUGCAUUGCACCGUCUUUGUCCGCAUGACCAGUGUUGAGAAAAUACGGAAGGAAACAAUGGAAUCUUGAGUGGCCCUUUUCAGUAGGAAAUGAAUCCAGCUUAUUUCAAAAGACAAAUUGUGUUGGUGUUCCUUGUACGUUCUGAAUUAUGAAGGGCAGGUACAAUUAAAAUGUCUCUGCCCUUUAAUUUGCUUGGUUGGAAUUAGCAUUGAUGUACUUGUUAAAGGGAAAGUCCACCCCAAAAUAAGUUUGUUUCGAUAGAGGCAGA
This is a messenger RNA of Strongylocentrotus purpuratus (purple sea urchin), 671 nucleotides long. RefSeq lists its product as uncharacterized. The record is from RefSeq and is a predicted model, not a curated record. The transcript has 4 exons. Lineage: Eukaryota; Metazoa; Echinodermata; Echinoidea; Camarodonta; Strongylocentrotidae. Gene Ontology annotation, molecular function: protein binding. The coding region runs from base 64 to 441 and encodes 125 amino acids.